Molecule: messenger RNA, 1557 nt
Organism: Struthio camelus australis
Lineage: Eukaryota; Metazoa; Chordata; Aves; Struthioniformes; Struthionidae
Gene: OTOR
Product: otoraplin
Biological process (GO): cartilage condensation
Molecular function (GO): protein binding
Source: RefSeq, a predicted model, not a curated record
UGCUAGGACACGAUUUCAGGAAGGUAGCUGAAUUCUAAGAUGUCCUCUCCAAGGAGCAAAGAGGCACUUAAACAAGUCAGUCUGCAGCAGUGAAUGUUGUUCAGUGCCUCAAAUGUGCUAAUUCCCAAGUGAGUUCAGCUAUGCAAAUUUAAGUGGAACUCUCUUGGCAUAACCUGUGUAUUGUUCGCUCUCUGACCGGAUCUCCCUGUGGAAUUAAAAUCCGGUCUACACAAAUAUGCAGUGCUUGAAGUUCGUAAGUCAGCAAUUUAAAUUUGAAAUACAGUCUUUCACUGGGUUUCAGUUCCUAGUUAGUUUGUUUAUAUUUGCAUCAGUGUUUAGGGUACUAGUACAGACUUUCUGUAAACCAUAACAGGGAACUCUGCCAUUGAGGGUUUACAGUCCAGGGCAGAUUAUGGCUGCCUCUAAGUAUUUGUGAGAAUAAAGGACUUAAGGAUUUGAAAGGAUGUAAUUUCCUUCCCUGCUUACCAGGGUGUGACUUAAUUUUCCGUUCUCAAACAGAUUUUCCUGGAGGUAAGGUUAAGAGUAUGGAAGACUACAGGAAAGCUUAAAAUGUUUAAAUAGCAGAGCGGUUUAUUGAAAUGUUAAUGCAGAAUGGCUUUGGGGAGGGAUUCUGUUUUGCAAAUGGAAGCAGAGGUUUCCCUGCUGCCUGCAGCUCCUCUGAAAGCCGUGGAAUGUUGCCCUGAGCUCUUCCCAUUGGCCAGGGAUAUUUGUCCAGAUGUUUGGCUCUUCCAUAAAAGAUAGGCAUUGCUGGACCUGGUGUGCAGUUGAGAGGUGCUGUAGCAAAGAACGCAGGAAAAAAAUGACCAGACGUUUGUGUUUGGUUGUUUUACUUCUGUGCCUUGGAUUAAUGUACCCUCUUGUAAUUGGAAUUUUUAUGGACAAACUUGCCAGCAAGAAGCUGUGUGCCGAUGAUGACUGUGUCUACACCAUUUCCCUCGCCAGAGCAGAAGAGGAUUAUAAUGCUCCAGACUGCAGAUUCAUAAAUAUUAAAAAAGGGCAAUUGAUUUAUGUUUAUUCAAAACUAGUGAAAGAAAAAGAAUCUGGAGAAUUCUGGGCUGGAAGUGUUUAUGGAGAACAGUAUGAAGACCAUAUGGGGACAGUUGGUUAUUUCCCUAGCAGUUUAGUCUCGGAACAACAUGUCUAUCAAGAAGCAAAUAAGACCGUUCCUACAACGGACAUUGAUUUCUUCUGUGAAUAGUGCUGAAAGUGGUUAGAUGAUCUCUAGGCUGCUACUCAGAAAAGAUGACAGAAACUAACCUGGACACCCUCACUGAUCAUAAAGAAUCCUUUUUUAUGGAUGUUUGUAAAACAUGUAGUCGUUCUUUUAAAUGCAAAAAUUGAUUUGAAGGAGUGAAUUUUAAAGGAUGGGUGGGGAUAGUUGAAAAAUUUAGAUGUAAACCAUAUGUGAUUUAUUUAGAAGUUUUUUCUACCUGCAUAUACUUUGUUAUUGUCAAUAAAGUUAAUAUUAAUAGCCUUUGGAGUUCUGUAAGUCUGAGUGGUAUAGAUAUGCUAUGUACAAGCUGGAGCUGCACUCUU